CCCGGAAAAAGGAUCGGGGAAACUGCAAUAGGCACAUUGCGCUUGCGCAAGGGGGGGCAGGAAGUCAAGGCGGAGGCGGCGGUGAUUCUACUUCCGUUUCUAGUUUUGCUCCAGUGUUUGGGUUUUCUUCGCGGCCGCCCAAGAUGAACCGAUUCUUCGGAAAAGCGAAACCCAAGGCUCCGCCGCCCAGCCUGACUGACUGCAUUGGCACGGUGGACAGCAGGGCAGAAUCUAUUGACAAGAAGAUUUCUCGACUGGAUGCUGAGCUAGUGAAGUAUAAGGAUCAGAUCAAGAAGAUGAGAGAGGGUCCUGCCAAGAAUAUGGUCAAACAGAAAGCCUUGAGGGUUUUAAAGCAAAAGCGGAUGUAUGAGCAGCAGCGGGACAAUCUCGCCCAACAGUCAUUUAACAUGGAACAAGCCAAUUACACCAUCCAGUCAUUGAAGGACACCAAGACCACGGUUGAUGCUAUGAAACUGGGAGUAAAGGAAAUGAAGAAAGCAUACAAGCAAGUGAAAAUUGACCAGAUUGAGGAUUUACAAGACCAGCUAGAAGAUAUGAUGGAAGAUGCCAGUGAAAUCCAAGAAGCACUGAGCCGUAGUUAUGGCACCCCAGAAUUAGACGAAGAUGACCUGGAAGCAGAGUUGGAUGCACUGGGUGACGAGCUUCUGGCUGAUGAAGACAGUUCUUACUUGGAUGAAGCGGCAUCUGCACCUGCAAUUCCAGAAGGCGUUCCCACUGACACAAAGAAUAAGGAUGGAGUCCUGGUGGAUGAAUUUGGAUUACCACAGAUCCCUGCUUCAUAGACUUGCAUCAUUCAAAUACAUCGUGUAAAAUAAACACAUAUUGUGGGGCUAGGAAAUAUUUAUCUUUCCGAAUUUACCAUAACAGAUUUAUGUUUCUUUCCUUUCUUUGAAGGAAAGGUUAAUUAUAGUGCUCUUUUAUUUUUUUUCCGUUAAGAGACUCAUUGUUUGGGGGAUGCUUUCUUCAUACUAAAUUUUUAUGUCUUUUUUCUUAAGACUAAUGUACUUAAAAGUAUCAGUGGCUAUGUAUGACUUGUUUUCAUUUAUUAAUAAUAAUUUGAAAUAAAACCAAGGAAGUGGAAUCUUUACAUUCUAAGAUAGUGUUAACUCCACAAUCUCAAAUUGAUAAAUUGAUAAGACAAAGAUGAGAUUAUUGGGACUGCUUAUACUAUGAUUCAAAACCAUUUUCUAUUGUGGUAUUAUAGGUUGGUUAAAGUGGUAGCCUUUUUGAUGGGUUUUAUUGUGUCUUGUGAGUAAUUCAUUACCAUGUCUGAUAUUGGAAUGGAAUUAUCACUACUAUAUCAUGAGUGGAUAUUUUGAUUCUGUGGUUCCCUCAGUAUUACAGCCUGACUUGUAAUCGAUAAUGAAUAUUUCUUGAUA
Messenger RNA from Neofelis nebulosa (Clouded leopard), 1400 nucleotides. RefSeq names its product charged multivesicular body protein 5 (gene CHMP5). The transcript has 8 exons. Gene Ontology annotation, biological process: late endosome to vacuole transport via multivesicular body sorting pathway; vesicle budding from membrane. Gene Ontology annotation, cellular component: multivesicular body. The record is from RefSeq and is a predicted model, not a curated record. Lineage: Eukaryota; Metazoa; Chordata; Mammalia; Carnivora; Felidae. The coding region runs from base 144 to 803 and encodes 219 amino acids.